CGCCGAGGCGCCAAGGCCGCGUGAGGGUCGGGGAAAGGUGCUCUUUGACGGUUUGAUUGCGGGCCCUUCCUGUGUGGCAGCCAUGGAGGCAGAGAAGCAACUGUCGAAGAUUAAAGAAACCUUCCAACUGGCUCAGCAACCUCACCAGAACCACGCGAAACUGAUGGCGGCUUUAAGCCAAACUUAUAACACGGUGGACAGGGCGGUUUUUCACGAGGAGUUCAUCCGUCACCUCAAGUACGCCAUGAUCAUCUACAAGCGGGAACCAGCCGUGGAGCGAGUAAUAGACUUCGUGGCUAGUUUUGCCAAUUCCUUCCACAAGUCAGAGAAGGAAGACGACGACGACGACGGAGACGAAAAUUCCUUUGUGAAUUAUUUGUUCAGCUUUCUCCUGGAGUCUCAUGAAGUCAAUAGCUACGCCGUUAGAUUUAGAGUGUGCCAGCUCAUAAAUAAGAUAUUGGGAAAUAUGCCGGAAAAUGCCCUGAUCGAUGAUGAUCUGUUUGAUAAAAUCAAUCAAGCCAUGCUUGUUAGGCUGAAAGAUAAGACACCGAAUGUGCGAAUCCAGGCGGUCCUCGCCCUCUCGAGACUUCAGGAUCCCAAGGACAGUGACUGCCCCGUGGUAAACGCAUUUAUUACCUUGCUUGAGAAUGAUUCAAAUCCAGAAGUAAGACGGGCAGUGUUGUCAUGUAUCGCACUAUCAGCAAAGACUUUGUCAAAAAUCAUAGAACGUACCAGGGAUGUGAAAGAAGCUGUCAGGAAGCUGGCUUACCAGAUUUUAGCUGAAAAAGUUCAUAUGAGAGUUUUGUCGAUAGCCCAGAGGGUAAAGCUUCUUCAACAAGGAUUUAGUGACCGAUCAGAUGCUGUGAAAGAAGUGAUGCAGAAAAAAGUUCUUCAAGCCUGGUUGUCCUUCACUGAUGGAGACAUCUUGGAAUUGCUUCACCGUUUGGAUGUAGAAAACUGCCCUGAAGUGGCAGUUUUAGUGCUCACUGCCUUAUUUUCAUCUCUUUCUCUGAGCGAAUUGGUGCAAAACUUCAAAGACAUCGCUGGCAGCAAAAUGAUUCCAGUGGAAACCUUAAAUCCUGAGAACUCUGUGUAUUGGAGGACCCUUUGUGAGUACCUGAAAUCAAAAGGAGAUGAAGGCGAAGAUUUUCUGGAACAGAUUUUGCCAGAACCUGCUGUGUAUGCAGAGUAUCUGUUCAGUUAUUUUCAGAGCAUGCCAGUAAUUACAGAAGAACAAAGGGGAGACUUUGCCUGUAUCGAAAAUUUGAUGACAAAGGAGUUUAUAGGUCAGCAGCUGAUUUUAAUGAUUGGGUGCCUGGAUACCAGUGAAGAAGGAGGAAGAAAGCGGCUGCUGGCAGUUUUACAAGAGCUCCUCGUUCUUCCUAAAAUUUCAACUUCUCUGAUGUCCUCCCUGGUUGAGAAACUGCUCCGGAUUCUCAAAGAUGACAACAAGAAAACACAAAUCGUUGCAGAAAUUAUCUCGGAGAUUCGUGAACCCAUAGUCGCCAUUGAGGUGCCCAUAGAUCCUGUCGAGAAAGGAAAGAAACAACUCAUGCUGGCUGAAGUGAAAGUGAAGCUGAUGGAAGCAAAGGAUGCUUUGGAGGAAUACAUUGCCUUGCAGCACUUCAAUCAAGCGUCGGUAUUAAAAGAGAGAAUAACAUCGCUGGAAAAAGCCAAAAAGGACCUGAUCAAAGAAGUCGAGACCCCCGAGAUUAAAGAAACAUGCGUGGAAAAGAGCGAUCCGGAGACCCUACUGAAAUGUCUCACUGUUUGUUAUGAACUCCUGAAACAGUUGCCUCUUUUGAAAAGGCUGUGUCCAACGAUGAUUGGAAUCAUCGAAUCUCUGAUUCUUCCGGGGAUAACAAAUGUUUAUCCCUCUGUAAGGAAUAUGGCUGUAUUAUGCUUGGGUUGCUGUGGUCUGCAGAACCAAGAAUUUUCCAGUCAGCACCUUGCACUGUUGUUGCAGGUUUUGCAAAUUGAUGAUUUCACAAUAAAAGUCAGCGCCCUAAAGGCAACCUUUGACCAACUGAUGUUAUUUGGGAUUGAACCAUUUAAAGCCAUAAAAGCCAAGCGCCCUGAAACUGGAGAUUCUGAAAGAAAUGGUAAUCCUGAGGAAGAGGAGACAAAAAUGAAAGAGGUGGAAGAAGAGACUGCAACAGUUAAAAAUCUUCUAAAACUCCUUUCAAGUUUCUUAGAUAGUGAGGUGUCCGAACUCAGGACCGAAGCUGCAGAAGGACUGGCCAAAUUGUUAUUCUCUGGACGAUUAGUUAGUACCAAAAUUCUCUCUCGUCUAAUCUUGUUGUGGUACAAUCCUUUGACCGAAGACGACGUUAAGCUUCGGCACUGCCUGGGAGUCUUCUUCCCGCUCUUUGCUUAUGCCAGCAGGACUAAUCAAGAAUACUUUGAGGAAGCCUUUCUUCCGACUCUGCAGACUCUGGUUAAUGCGCCCGCCUCCUCCCCGCUCUCCGAAGUCGACGUUGCCAAUGUCUCUGAACUGCUCGUAGACUUGACGAGGUCAAGCGGACUGGAUCCUCGGGCCCCAAAUUCUCAGGACACAACAGUGCAUGACAGUUUGGCUAUAAAAAUUUGUAAUGAGAUACUAACGUAUCCAAGUGCACCAGAGGUUCGGAUCUAUGUAAAAGCCUUGGAUUCUUUAGAACUCAGUGGCUCCGCCACAGAAGAUCUUCUGGUUCUACUGGAUAAGAUCCUUGGGCAAAUAAAAGAUAGGACAUGUCUGAGAGUGCUGGAAAAAAUCAAGUUGCAGUUAAGCAAAGGUGGCGUCCGACCUGCCAAAGCCCAGGACCUUGACACUACUACGGCCAGGUUCGCUCCUGAUAAGGAAGAAAAGAUUGAGGAAGCCGAGCGCACGCUUCUCGAAAACGAAGACGACAAAGAACUUGGCAGAACUGUGAAGCCCAGAUCCACCCAGAACACAACGGCCAGAGGGCGGAGAAAAGGGACCACUGAAAGCAGAAGAACUCGCGGGACUGUCAAGUUGGAUUCUGAAAGUGACCCAGAAAUUCCAGAAGCAACUCCAGAGGUGAGGAAGAGACUGCCGCGGAGAGCCAAAACAGCAGCGCUAGCAAAAACCCAAAUGAAUCUAGCUCUGAUGCUCAGUGAAGAAUCAGAUUAGCAGAUGGGAUGAAGGGUAAAGUCGGGCUUUAGCUCUAAUCGCAGUGCCUUCUUGUUUUAGAUUUAAAGGGAGCUUUUCUCUCCUUUAGAUUUCACAUAACCCCCUUUUUUAUUUCAAUUCUGUAGUUCUUUGUUAAAUAACAAGCGGUGGUUAUAGUUUUGUCAUAUUACAAUAAAGUAGCGGCAAUCGUG
This is a messenger RNA of Ornithorhynchus anatinus (platypus), 3324 nucleotides long. RefSeq names its product non-SMC condensin I complex subunit G (gene NCAPG). NCBI's taxonomy places the organism in Eukaryota, Metazoa, Chordata, Mammalia, Monotremata, Ornithorhynchidae. Gene Ontology annotation, cellular component: condensin complex; condensed chromosome; cytoplasm. The record is from RefSeq and is a predicted model, not a curated record. Gene Ontology annotation, molecular function: protein binding. The transcript is spliced from 22 exons. The coding region runs from base 83 to 3133 and encodes 1016 amino acids. Gene Ontology annotation, biological process: mitotic chromosome condensation.